AUGUCAGGAUACAGUUCAGGGACUAUGGAGAGGAAUAUGGUAAACAGACGUUUUUCUUGGUUAUUGUUCCUCAGACAGAGAGGACGCUUCGCUGGGUUUUCCUUGUAUGUGUCCAACACAACUGACAGAAAUGACGGGUUUCUAUGUUAUAACAACGGACCGGAGUUACCUCCCUUGGAUUUCAACACAAACUGUUUAACAUAUGGACAAUAUGUUAUCUUUUACAAUGAAAGAGUAAAUGGAACAACCUAUCCUCUAGGUUAUGAAAUAAAUUCGGUUUUUACAGAGCUGUGCGAAGUAACUGUGACAGGUUGUUCCUCUUCUGGUGUUUACGGAAAGAACUGUGAAGCCUGUCCAUACAACUGUCAGGGACAUAGAUGUGACAUCAUCAAUGGAACUUGUUUUAUUUGUACACCUGGGUGGUUAGGACCACACUGUGACAAAGCGUGUCCUGCCGGGUAUUAUGGUCUAAAGUGUGAGUCAAAGUGUGUUGGACAUUGUAAAGACAGCAAGACUUGUAAUCACACCAAUGGUUUGUGUAACAACGGAUGUGAUGAUGGUUGGACUGGACUAAACUGUACAAAAGAAUGUCCAUCAAAAACCUAUGGACCAGACUGUGUGCAUAAUUGUAGUGGACAGUGUUUACGUGACGUUGCAUGUAACAUAACAACCGGAAAGUGUGAUACUGGCUGCGAUUUUGGGUACACUGGAGAAUUUUGUGAAACAGAAUGUCCUUUUGGAACCUAUGGACCAGACUGUGUGCAUAACUGUAGUGGGAAUUGUUUAGGUGCCGUUGCAUGUAAUAGAACGACCGGAACGUGUGACACUGGUUGCGAUUUUGGGUACACUGGAGAAUUGUGUGAAACAGGUUGUUCUGACGGUGUAUAUGGAGUGAAUUGUAGUAACAAAUGCAGUAAGGGUUGUACAGACGAAAACUGUGACAUGAACUGUAUCAAUGGGUGUAGAUCUUCAAAUGAAGGAUUAAAAUGUGAUGAAAACAGUUAAGUAAAGUAAAUGAUUUUGUGCAUUAAAAAAUGGAUACAAAAAACCUUUGUUCAUGAAUUGUUGAUUCUGCAAAAAUAAACUUCAUUCUUCUUAUUAUAUAGCACUUGUAUCGAAAGUUUUU
Messenger RNA from Magallana angulata, 1126 nucleotides. RefSeq names its product multiple epidermal growth factor-like domains protein 10. The transcript has 7 exons. The record is from RefSeq and is a predicted model, not a curated record. Gene Ontology annotation, molecular function: scavenger receptor activity. Bases 1 to 1005 code for a protein of 334 amino acids. Lineage: Eukaryota; Metazoa; Mollusca; Bivalvia; Ostreida; Ostreidae.